This is a messenger RNA of Spinacia oleracea (spinach), 1068 nucleotides long. RefSeq lists its product as uncharacterized. The transcript has 2 exons. Bases 1 to 1032 code for a protein of 343 amino acids. The record is from RefSeq and is a predicted model, not a curated record. Lineage: Eukaryota; Viridiplantae; Streptophyta; Magnoliopsida; Caryophyllales; Amaranthaceae.
AUGUCUUCGAGUAACAAAGACGGAACCAGAGAGGUUUUUAAGUGGAGUGAUGAGGACACAAUCAUCUUAUGUGAAGUUUGUCUUACGUUCAUUAAGGAUAAUGGCAAGGCACAAUUUUUCAAGUGGAAGGACAUUCAAAUGGAUGUCGAAAAAAAGAUUGGACGUGAACUUAGUAACCCGAAUUGUUGCAAGAACAAAUAUGAUGCAAUGAGGAAAGAUUGGCGUAAUUGGAAAGCUUUAAAGCUAUCAAAAACUGGUUUAGGGUGGGAUCCAUAUACAGGAAAAAUUGAUGCUUCAACUGAGUGGUGGCAAAGAAAAAUUAAGGAGAAUCCAGAGUAUAAAAAGUUCCGACUAAAGGGUGUCAACAUGGAACUGGAAGUGAAAUGGGAAAGCUUAUUUGGGGAUUCUUAUGCUACAGGAGAAAAUGUUUAUGUACCAUCAAUGGAUCACAUUGAAGACCUUACUGUAGACAAUGAAAAAAUUGAGGAAGAGAAUGUAGGAGAACAUGGAGGUGAGACCUAUUUUCCAAGUAACCAAUUUACUGCUGCUUUGCUAAAUGAAGAGAGGUUUUUUGAGAGUUUUGUAGAACAAGCAAGUAAUUCUACUUUUGGAGGUUCACAAGGGCGUGCGACUCGUGAAGCCUCAAACAAUGACAUGCAUGCUUCGAAAAAGAUACAAAAGCAGAUGCCAACAAAGCAAAAUAGUGUCCAAAUGAAGCGUACAAGAAGACAAUCAGGGGGAUCUGCAAUGUUGUCUAAAGGAAUUAGUGAAAUGACGGAGUGUAUUAAGCAAAUGAGUCAAGGUAGUACACCUAAUGCUAGCGCUCCUUCUUCCAUGUCUACAAUAUCUGCAGCGAUGCAGAUUAUUAGUCGUAUGGUGGAUAAUCAUUGCUUGGAGAAACAUAGCGAGUUGUGGUUUUAUGCUACUACUGUCAUUGAAGAUCCAACUAAAAGGGAGGUUUUUUUUAGUAUGGAGGGCGAUGAAAGUAGAGCUAAGUGGUUAGAAUACUUACAUGAGAAGAAAGAUAAUUAGAAUAGUUAUUCGAACUAAUGUUUUAUCUGAUUUAGU